AUGAAUAAAUGUUCUGGCGCGGGUAUCGCAUCAGUCCUCAUAUGCGGAACCCUCUACUUAGCUCUCGGACAAACCUUUCUCAGCAGUUUGGUUGCUUCUAUAGCUUGUGCAUUAGCUAUAAUAAAGCAAGGCAAAUCAUCUACGAAUACAGAGAUUUCAGUACCUAAAGUUCAAAAGGAAACAUCUAAUUUUGGGAACCAAACUGACUUAAAAGAAUUUUUUACUCUUGAAACCCAAACUGAAUAUAUCCCGAAACCAUUGAAUUUCUUUGAAUGCCAAACAGAAAAAAUUCAAAUCUCAAAUGCUUCAUCCCAAUCAGAAAAAUCUGAGUUUAAAUCAAUUUCAAGCAGCUGCUCAAUUGCUCCUACAAAAAAACAGAUGAAAAAUGUAUCAAGUCACACUGAAAUUCAUUCUAGAGAUCAAAGCACAAAUACAGCUGUGUUGGAUUGCAAAGACAGAGAAGUCCAAGUAUGGUGCAUCCAAAAUGAUGUGGAAAUCAAUACAACUCAAUCGCUAAAUGGGCCAGUUCUUAAAAAUAAUGAAAUUUCUAUACAAACUGGAGUCAGCCAAAUUGAGGAAGAAGAAAAAGAACCAGUCAGGGAUAAGCCUAAACAUUAUGACUCUCCUUUGAAAAUGGAAGAAAAAGCAUAUAGGCCUGAAAUCUAUCAGAAAGACGAAAAAUUUAAAGAAGAAACCUACAGACCUCGAGCGAACUCAGAAGACGUUUUAGGACAAAGUGCAAUGCUAGAAAAUGAACUAUACACAAAUGAAUCAGAUUCAGAGCAAUCGUAUAACAAAAAAGAAGAAAUUGAAUUCGAAAAGUCAAUUUUAAUGUGGAGCAAGCCUGCAAUAAUGAUGCAUGUAAGCUCAGUCACUCUUUCAGACGACAAACUGGUCAGCACUUUGCAUAUCAACAUGCCUAUGUCAAAACUCUCAAGAAGGCCUCUCUGCACUCUAUUUUUGGCUCCUUAUGAACUAGAUUUUGUUGAAGUUUUUGGGCCUCAGUCAUUUUCGCUUGACUAUAUUGAUAUCUACACUACAAUUCCUCCAGUCCACAACUUGCUGAACGACCCUGUGUUUGAUAAAAUAUCAUCAUGGUACCUUGGAACCUAUUUAAGUGAUUUCAUUAUACUAGUCGUCGAUUUCAGCCAACACCCUGAUAUCCACCAAGACCCUCUUUUAACAAAAUAUUUUCUAUUACUUAAAGAAAUAGAAAGACCUAUAUAUAUUUUACAUAAAGUAUCCAGCACUAUUUCAUAUGCAUAUUCCUUCAAAAGGGUAAAUGAAAUUAUGGAAUCUACAUGGGAAAAUGACAGAGUUGUCCUUCAUGAAGAGUUAGGGGAUAACAUUGAUAAUAAUAAUGGCUUAUUAGUACAGAUUAAGGAGCAGAUGAGCGAUAAUUUGUUGGAUCCAGAUGCAGUGCUUGAUUUAAGCGAAAAAUUUAGGAUAAGCUUUGACUCGAUCUUGGAAAAAAUGCUAUCAAUACAAAAUAGCAGAAAAAGAGAACUGCUAGUGAAUGGAGAAGUGUUCCAGGUGGAAGAAGGGCUUUGCUGCGCUUUACAGAUGGAGCCUUCAUGGUCGUGCAUUGUGCGUGAACAAUGAAGCCAUAAUUUGACGAGAAACACCAUUUAUUUAACUCCUGCAGAAUAUCAUAUUGAUGAAGACAUUUCUUGUGAGUUGAUUUCUCCUCAUUAUUCAAAUAUCUCUGAUCAUUUAGUAAAAGUAGGGAUCGUAAGCAAUGUCCCGGCAGAAAAAUUAGGCUUCAAUUAUUUGCAGACUUUGCACUCUUGCUUCACGCAGCAUAAAGAUGAAAUUGCUUUAAUAAUCCCUUCAUCGAAACAGCUUCUCAUAAGCCAAUUCAACCAUAUAAACUCGUUGAAGUUUAACUUGGCCUUUCAGCAUUUAUUGCUUGACCAACUUUCUAAUUGCUCAAUUCUCAGCUUGUUUUACGAUAAAGAUGGCACAAUUAAAAAUGUCAGUUAUAGGGCUUAGGUCCUAUAUCUGAGCUCAGUGAGAGAAGUUCACGACUUCUUGAGAGUCUCAGCUCAAGAGAAUGGGUCUAGACUAUGUCUGGUGUAGAUUAAUGAGGUUCUAAUGGGCUUGGGACAGAAAAAAAAAAUGACGGUUAGGCCGACCCACCUGCUGUUAUUCAGAGCUGUGGUCCAAGCUUAAGCUAAGAAGUAUGGGACUUGAAGAGCUAUCAUAAACUUAAACGAUAAAGACAAAUUAAUUGAAUCUGAAGACGGAUUUGAAGGCUUAGCAAGAAUGCUGAAAGUUCAUUAUAAAGAAGGAAGCAAAAAGCCUAUGAUGGUUCUCCAUCAUUUUCCAAAGGAAUCUGACAGCUCAGAGUAUUUUUCGUUCUUUUUAAAGGCAACUGAAGACUUUUCUCAUUUUCUAUCAAAAUGGGCCGGAAUCGAAGUUUCAAAACAGUUAUCUACCCAUCAAAAAAACAACGAAGGAAUUUAUGCAUUCGACCAAGAUCUGCAGAUUAUACAUAGGCUCAUUGUUCCAAAUGCACCUAUAGGGUGGAACUGGUAUAAUGCAAUUCUAUAUAAAAUCAUGCAUAAUGCAGCCUUAAAGGACAUUCAACUAAAUAUCAAAACUUUUGCCCAAAAAUCCUUUUCAAGAGUAUUGAAAGAAAUGAUAAAGAUCUAUGAAUUUGAUGAGCCAGUUAUUCCUAUUGCCCAAUGCACCGAUGGAGAGCCAAACCGCUUUCAGAUAAAAUUAUUCACGAACUUGAGCCCAUCAUGGACACUGGAAAAAGUUGAAAUUGCUCAUGAGAGAUUGGAAGAAAAUAGAGAUCCCAAUGUUUAA
Blepharisma stoltei is the source of this 2814-nucleotide messenger RNA. The record is from the annotation of a GenBank genome assembly. Lineage: Eukaryota; Ciliophora; Heterotrichea; Heterotrichida; Blepharismidae.